This is a messenger RNA of Trichomycterus rosablanca, 4246 nucleotides long. RefSeq lists its product as uncharacterized. The transcript has 3 exons. Gene Ontology annotation, molecular function: nucleic acid binding. NCBI's taxonomy places the organism in Eukaryota, Metazoa, Chordata, Actinopteri, Siluriformes, Trichomycteridae. Gene Ontology annotation, biological process: DNA integration. Bases 140 to 3031 code for a protein of 963 amino acids. The record is from RefSeq and is a predicted model, not a curated record.
UGCUGGUGGUGAAAAAUGGUACAUUCCUCAUCAUGGAGUAUAUCACUCAAAAAAGCCGGACAAGUUGCGAGUUGUAUUUGACUGCUCUGCAAGACACAAAGGUAACAGCCUCAAUGAACACCUACUGUCAGGUCCGGAUAUGAUAAACAAUCUAACAGGUGUUCUCAUUCGCUUUCGCCAGCAUCACAUUGCUUUGAUGUGUGACACUGAGAAAAUGUUCCAUCAAUUUCAUGUCCCAAUUAAAGACCGUGAUUAUCUACGUUUCUUGUGGUGGACAAAUGGAGACACUAACACACAACCCCGAGACUACCGAAUGAAAGUCCAUCUAUUUGGUGCAGUGUCUUCUCCAGGUUGUGCGAACUAUGGGCUAAAACAGCUGGCAAAAGAUAACAGUCAUUUAUAUCCAAUGGGUGCACAAUUCAUUGCAAGAGACUUUUAUGUGGACGAUGGAGUAACAAGUGUAGAGUCAGCAGAAAGGGCUAUUGAGCUGGCACUAGAAGCACGUGAACUAUGUGCAAAUGGUGGUCUCCGUCUUCACAAAUUCGUAUCAAAUAGUAAUGUGGUCCUACAGAGUAUUCCUCCAUCAGAACGUGCAACAGACACUAAAACGAAAAACCUCACAUUGAAUGAUAUGUCUCUUGAGAGAGCACUUGGAAUUCACUGGGACAUUGAAAGUGACAGUUUCACAUUCAAAAUUACAGCAAAGGACCAACCAGCAACACGUCGGGGCAUACUGUCCACUGUUGCCUCCAUCUACGAUCCCCUGGGUAUUGUCGCUCCAUAUCUCCUUAAUGGCAAAGGGAUCCUGCAGGAGAUGUGCCAUCAAGGUACUGGUUGGGAUGAUCUACUACCUGAAAGACUAAGGCCACGGUGGGAGAGAUGGCUAGAUGAUCUCACAAACUUAGAAAGAAUUAGUAUAGCCCGAUGUUAUGUACCAACUAACUUUGGGAAGGUGAAUAAAAGGGAACUACACCACUUUUCAGAUGCUAGCAAUAAGGGAUAUGGUCAAUGCUCCUACCUGAGGUUGAAAAAUGAAAAGGGAGAAGUUCAUUGUGCUCUUAUCAUGGGCAAGGCCCGUGUUUCUCCUUUGAAGGUAGUUACCAUACCCAGACUGGAACUGACAGCAGCAGUAGUCUCAGUCACAGUUAGCAACAUGCUCAAAGAAGAGCUAAGCUACACCAACGUGGAAGAGUUCUUUUGGACGGAUUCCAAAGUUGUAUUAGGGUAUAUAAACAACGAUGCUCGACGCUUCCACACCUUUGUAGCAAAUAGAGUACAGAAAAUACGCCACUGUUCGAAUCCUCAACAGUGGGCCUAUAUAUCAACUGAUGAGAAUCCCGCCGAUAAUGCCUCCAGAGGAAGAACGAUAGAUGAGCUACUUUCAUCUAAUUGGUUUACGGGCCCCAAGUUUUUAUGGGAAAAGGAAAUUAAACCUUCAACAGAAUUGAUCCAUGAUCUUCCAAUAGGAGAUCCGGAAGUCAAAAGGUCCCAUGUACUUCAGACAAGGACCAAAGAACAAGUGACCCUUGCAGACAGGCUGUCUAAGUUUUCCUCAUGGUCACGAGCCAUCAAAGCAGUAGCACGUCUUUUACGUCGUGUAAAGAAAGACAAAUCAAAUACACUCUCCACGGUAAAAGAAAGGCAAAGCGCAGAGCUUCUUUUCAUCAAAGAUCUACAAAAGCAAGCUUAUGAAAAUGAAAUAAAGCUGUUGAGCAAGGGAAGUCAAUUGCCAAUUCACAACAAACUGUACAGUCUUGAUGUCUUUCUGGAUAAAGAUGGUGUACUCAAGGUGGGAGGAAGACUUGGUCAUUCAUCCUCCUCAAGUUCAUUCAAACACCCAAAGGUCAUCCCUAAAGGUCAUCACAUAACCAGUUUGAUAAUUGCUCAUUACCAUGAGAAGGUAAAACACCAGGGCAAAGGCUUCACUAUCAAUGAAAUCAGAUCCAAUGGCUAUUGGAUUACUGGACUAAACAGAGCAGUUGCAUCUCACAUUCAUCAGUGUGUUACAUGUCGAAAGCUCAGAAGACCAGUUGAAGGUCAAAGAAUGAGUGACCGACCUACAGAACGGGUAGAACCCUCACCACCGUUCACUUUUUGCGGGAUGGACUGUUUUGGUCCAUUUCUGACUAAACAGGGCAGAAAGCAACACAAAAGGUAUGGUUUGCUCCUUACUUGCUUUUGUUCUCGUGCCAUUCAUAUUGAGAUGUUAGAAGACAUGUCAACUGAUGCAUUUAUUAACAGCUUGAGAUGCUUUAUUGCAUUACGAGGUACUGUUCGUCAGAUAAAGUGUGACCAAGGCACAAACUUUGUAGGUGCAAAGAAUGAAUUGAAGGCUGCAUUACAAGAACUUGAUAUGGAUAGACUGAAAACCUUUCUUACGGAAAAUCAGUGUGAAUUUGUUUUGAAUGCACCUCAUUCCAGCCAUGCAGGAGGAGUAUGGGAGAGGCAAAUAAAGACUGUGAGAAACGUGUUAAAUGCCACACUUCUACUUUCGUCAGGAAGACUCACCGACUCAUCUCUACGGACCUUUCUCUAUGAAGCUAUGGCAAUAAUUAACAAUCGUCCACUCACUGUCGACAAUCUGAAUAGUCCCAACAGUUUGGAGCCUCUCACACCAAAUCAUCUAAUCACUAUGAAAUCCAUCACAGCUUUACCUCCUCCAGGUAAAUUUGAAAGAGAAGAUCUGUAUGGUCGCAAAAGAUGGCGUCAAGUUCAGUAUCUGACAGAACAUUUUUGGAGUCGUUGGAAAAAGGAGUACUUGCACAACAUCAUAGCAAGACAGCGUUGGCAUAUUACUAAAAGGAACUUGCAAAUUGGAGAUGUAGUGAUAGACUCACAGGACACUUUACCAAGGAACUGCUGGAGACUCGGAAGGGUCAUAGAGACUGUUAUUGAUAAGGACGGUCUGGUUAGAAGGGCUAAAAUCUCUUUAGGAGAUAGAAAUUUAAACAAAAAAGGUGAACGUCUUGGAAAGCCUUCAGUGGUAGAACGACCAGUUCAAAAGUUGGUUUUAUUGCUAGAAGCGGUUUAGAAUGGUACAAGGACUGUAAACUGUGAAACAUUAAGAGUUAUUUCAAAUGUGGAAAUUAUAUGUGCAUGUUCUUUAGUUAAAACACAUAUAAUUUGGUGGGAGUGUAAAUAACCCCAAAGAAUAACAAUGUUUUUGUAUUUGUUUAGUAAGUGCUAAUUAUUUUGUAUUUUAUUGCCUGUGAAUUUAACCACCACAUACAGUAUGUUUGUAUGAGGGACUUUUAUUGUGAAACUAGGUGAACUCAGGUUAACGGUAAAAAACAGAUUAGUUUGGCGGCAGAGCAGCAGCUGAAAGGAGCAAAUAAAGCAGCUUUUAUAUGGUUUUAGCCCCCCUUUAAGAGGCACAAGGUGUGUAAGUUAUGUUUUAUUGUUAAUUAGUAUGUUUAUAUUAUCUAUAAGUAAAGUUUGAUAAAUGCGUCUGUCGGAAGGAUCCGCACAUUAGCGCGAAUGCUAAAGCUAACAUUGCCCAACGUAUGUAUGUAAUGCAAGAGGGUAGUUUUGUAUGUUUGCAAGGGUAUGUAACGAAUUGUUAUGUUAGUUUAUGUGCUUAUGUACAUGUUUAUAUGGAAAGGUUGUUCUAGAAGAAUGUGUCAUAAUUGUUUGUAUGUUUUAUUUCUUUCAGCUCUUACAAUGCUCAGAAGGUUUAACGUAAGCUGUCAAGGAGAAGCAAUAAAUGCAAUUUAUACCAUCAGUCAAGUCUCAAGCCAUCAUUUAAAGGGGGAUGCUACACUCUUACAAUGCUCAGAAGGUUUAACGUAAGCUGUCAAGGAGAAGCAAUAAAUGCAAUUUAUACCAUCAGUCAAGUCUCAAGCCAUCAUUUAAAGGGGGAUGCUACAAUUAAGCUUAUGCAGUGGAAGUGAAUGCAGACAUCAUAUGUGUUGCCUGUAACAGCCAUGCAAGGGGUUUGAGUUGUCUUGAACGUUUCUGAUGAGUGGAGUUUUAACCCAAUUUCCAUCUGCUGCACCUGUACUGCAUGGAUUCUUGACCAUUUCUGCAUGGUAGUAUAAAAACUGCUACCCUCCUCGCUCCUGUAAUGCAGACCACAUUUACAGCUUCGUAAAGCUAAUUAAAAGCUUCGUGUUUAAUUACUUUGACUCUUGCUGAACUUUAAAUUUGUGCAUGUCGCAACACACAUGGAACACAUGAGCAAAGAAGAGUGUAACAUUUCUGAAGGCAUUGAUCUAUGCUACUUCUGUUACUAUUUGCAAUAAAAUAA